GACACCUUAGACAAUUUCACUAUAAGCCUCUUGGUCACUUUCAUCUCCACUGCUUUUCCCCUGGAUCUGAAUUACAGCAUCACUCCGCACUAGCAGGAGGAAAGAGGGAAAUCCUGCUAUGCAUCCUGACAACUUUUGCGGCGGAGGCCUGGGGAGAUGGAUGGCGGAGACAUGCAGGCGUUAAUUCCCCACGCACAUUCCAGCAUGGUGUCUGUUGGAGAAGGAUUUACACUAGUCGCUGGCAUUUGAUUCCUCUUCCUUCUGCUUUCUUGAGAGACGAGAUCUCCGAGAAGAUGCCUUUGGUGCUGUGGGCUUUUUGUCUUGGUGUCCUGGAUACGGUCCUUUGCAGUUACUCAGAAGACCAGUGCAGCUGGAGGGGGAGUGGCCUGUCCCAGGAAUCAGGCAGCGUGGAGCAGAUCUCACUACACUGUGCUGAGGGCUCACUGGAGUGGCUGUACCCAGCUGGGGCUUUACGCCUCAGCCUCUCCCCCCGCCUCCCCAUGAGCACUGCAGCCAAAGGGAAGAGCCCCAGACAGGUCACCACCUGUAUCAAGCCCUCCAGCACCUUCCGAGGAGCUCAGAUCUAUCUGGAGAGGAAUGGGAUCCUGGAGCUGUUGCUGUCUGAGGCAGAUGCAUCCCUCCGCCCCAGGGUGCACUGCUUCACCUGGCAGCCCCAGGAGAAAGUAGCACUGUUCCUUCAGUCUACCCUGCACCAGGACAUCAGCCGUCGGAUCGCUGCCUUCCGCUAUGAGCUGCGGGGAGACUGGAACUCACGCCUCUCACUGACCUCCAGCAAUCUCAGCAUGGAAGGGGCAUGCCGGCCGUGUAAUGACACCGAGAUCUUGAUGGCCAUUUGCACCAGUGACUUUGUCAUUCGUGGCAACAUCCGGACUGUCUCCAACGAUGUUGAGAUGCAGGAAUCCAUCAUCAGUGUGAGCGCCAUGCGCAUUCACCGGCAGAAAUUCACUUUGUUCCAGCCUGUCGGCAAAUCCAGCAAAUCCACGGGCAGCAUCCACACCCUGCUGCGGUGUGGAGUGAAACCGGGACCUGGCAGCUUCCUCUUCACGGGGUGGCUGCACUUUGGAGAGGCCUGGCUCAGCUGUGCUCCUCGUUACAAAGACUUCCGGCGUAUCUAUGAGGAUGCGCACCAGGCUCAUGAGAACCCCUGCGAAGUCUCGCUAGACUGAGUGAUGAGGGCAGGGGCGUUCAGCCUGACCCUUGGAAAUGAGGAUCACCAGCUGCAACAACGGUGUCACCAAGGGCUCACAUCCACCAGCCUGGGGCUAGCAAGAGUUCUCCCCAUCCCAUACACACCUGCAGUGGUCCCUGCUUCACUUGCUCUGUGCUGAAGAAAGUUGUAAGACACCUUCGUUGCUAACAGGAACCUGGCCCCGGCGGAGGAGAUCCCCAGACUGCUAGUUACGAUCGGGCACAGUAAUACACACAGGACUGACUAAUGGAGAGCAGGACUUCUAGUCAACCCUCCCUUCAAGUAGCUUGAGGGGACAAAAAAUGCCAGUGAAAUGACACAGUCUCUCCACAGUUGCUAAGUCAUCCUUGCUAUCCCAGGAUUCAUUGCCAAGUGAGUGCCAGCACUGAGGGACUCUCUUCCUGUACUGAGACUGUUCAGAUUAAGCAUGGGAGUGGGCUGAGCGCGGAGAGGAGAUGAUGGAUCACCAGAACUGGAAACCGAUGCAUGAGCAACUCUGCUCCUCAUUUUGCACUGAAACACACCCAAACAUCGCGGAAAAGGCUUUGGCAAAACCAGCCAAUGAUGGGGGAGCCUGUCCGUGAAAAUCCUACCCGAAGAAAGAGGCCAUUCUAACUGCACCUGGUUUGAUCCAUAGGACCUGAUUCAGCAAAGUUAUUGAGCACAUGCUGUCAGUCCCAUUGAUUUCAAAGGGACUAAAGCCUAGAGCCUCAAAGGUAUUUAGGCAUCUAUAUGCUUUGUAGAAUCGGGGCCUUGUUGCCCUGACAAAGUUUGAGUCUGAAGUAGCCCUGCUCCCUCCCCUUCCCCCGGAGGAACUUCACCCCUCUAGGGAGCGGAGGAAGACCCAUGAAGUGGCAGCUACCAUGUUUACAUUCCAUUUAAUAUUUCUUUGGGUAGAAAUGUGAAGACACUGCUCUGUACAUACCAUGGGAAAGUGGGGGAUAGCUGAGCUAUGGGGGAGAGUUGGAGCAGGGUUGGGGAUAUCUGCUGGGUGGGCUCUUGAAAGGAUGUAAAUUAAUGGAUCACAGCUAGAAAUUUGCCUAUCUGUGGUUCUGAACUUGGCUGCCAAAAAGUUGCCCCAUGGAGUCCUCACAGGCAGCCUUAAGACUUUGAUUAAACCAUUAUGUGAAUGUAUACACAAGCUCAGUGCUGCUCUUCAAGCUCUUGCCAGUAGAGCCCUCACUCAAAGCCCCAUGCACAGACUUUGGCGCCACCUCUCUCCACACAUUUACCUCCAUCCCUCAAACCUGGCAUUGCCCCUGCCUUCAGCAACACCCAAAAUGCAGAAUCACCAAAAAGCUUCUAGGAAACUUUAAAGCAGAGUCAGGCCCAGGCUGAGAUUGGCUCUAAACUUCCCCAGAGUUCUGCUUCAGAUCCAGAUCCAGGGUUCUGGUUCUGAUGUGCCAGUCUGGUUUCAUCGCUGCACUAAAGAAGCUGACCCCAUUUUAGCAUCACUUUUGUGCUGUCUCUGGUCUAUGAUCAUCAUCUACGGGCCUUGACAGGACAAGAGGGGUGGGAAGAACCUCUGUGAAAUUCAGCUUGAAGUGGUCCAGAAGGCAGUCCAGUGUGACUCAUAGAAUCAUAGAAUAUCAGGGUUGGAAGGGACCUCAGGAGGUCAUCUAGUCCAACCCCCUGCUCAAAGCAGGACCAAUCCCCAACUAAAUCAUCCCAGCCAGGGCUUUGUCAAGACUCCUGUGUGUACAGCAGCGAACUCUCACCAGGGAAAUCUUUGCUAAGGCAUUUAUUCUGCUUUUUUAAAAUGAAGAUUUGGGUAGACUGUAGUUUGAAGAAAAGGCUCCUGUAUAAUAGACCCCAUAAACUAAUGGCACCUGUGGAAGCCAGAGUGCAUGGAAGAGAUGUGACUGGAGAGCAUAGGUUUGUCUUUCUGCAGCUUGUGUAUUUCUGAGCAGAUGGAAUCUCAACACACUAUAGAUAUACAGUAUUGCCAACCAUGUGUGUAUUGUAGGAGAUGGACUUGCAACAUUGUGAGGAGUCCCUAUGUAGAAUCUGUACGUGUGGAACAGAGAUUGUCAUGCCAUCCCAGAUCAGUGUGCUUCAGCCUUAAUCUACUACCACUGGUGAUGGAAAGUGGGGACGCAACAGCUGCUGAUGGAAGUAUUCAGGCAGAAAGAAGCAAAGAUCUUGGGAGGAGAGAGCAAGAAAGCAGAAGCCUGUCAUUGGAGAACAGGAGAUAGGACUAAGGAUCAAGAGAUUCAAGAGACUGUUCUCUUCUAGGUCAUUGCUUACAACUGCAGAGAAGAACAAUCUCUUGGUUUGAUUAUUGGGGUAUGUGGGAAGGAGAUCUGGGUUUUCAGUUUUAAGCUGACACAUCCACUUUGUGCUCAGUAGUUGUAGAACGGAAAUUUUGAGUUAAAGGAACAGGUCUGAGGGGAGUUUGGGAUGAAGUCAGUCACACCAGUUAACUAUCAGUAAGCUCCUAAUUUAAUGUGGAAACUGCCACUAAAAGCCCAGGAGUUUUAGCCCUGGGGUACACUACAACUUUCAGUUGAGUUUGUAACUCAUUAGUGGCACAGCUGACUCUAACCAUGGCUUGUGUCUACAUACUUAACACUCAGUUAGUAAUCAUGGCAGUUACCUAAGUAGUUUUGGCUCAGUUAGGAUCUAGCCUGGAACAUGGUUGGCUUUUUGUCACCAGUUCGUAACAUGUUUUUGCUGUGCAGGUGGACAGCCCAGCAUGCUUUGGUCCCCCUGCUGCAGCAUGUCCUCUAUUCUAGACCCUGUUGAGGUGUCAUGAAAGCGGCCCAGAUUUUCCCACAAUGCACUGCUACAAACCUAGGGUAAGUGUGAACACACAAACAUCUGUAAGAUGGUUGCACUGUGAAAAAAUCUGCAGCAUGGAGACAUGUCUGUUGUAAAGGGUUAGAUGAGACAGGGUACAACACCAUUGUUUCACAUGUAGUGUGGAUGAGACUUGAGGCCAAUGAGUGACAGUGCACAUGAUUCUGGCCCACUUCCUAUCCAAAAAUGCUUAUUUGGGAGAGGAGAGAUAUUUGACAAUGGAGUGGGGACAUCAUAUGUGCACUAAAGUUAUAAAGAUACCAAAUUUGUGAUUUUUUUAAAGACUAAACUUUAUGUGUAAAGCAUGGUUUUGUUUUAAUUUGAAAUCUUAAUAUAAAGUGCAUCUCCACAGCUGUAAAACACUGCCAGGCACAUUACCUGUCGCUGUUCUGUAGGGUGUAGUCAAUGGCCGUGAGAAUCUUUGUAAUUGAGUUUGUACAUAUAAUGUCUAUUUACAAGAUAAGGAAGAAAGCCCUGAUUCCGCGUAGUUUGUAAUAAUGAGAUUUCUUGUCAUCUGUGGUUUUUGAAACACCAUAUAAAAAAAAAAUCAG
Molecule: messenger RNA, 4560 nt
Organism: Mauremys mutica (yellowpond turtle)
Lineage: Eukaryota; Metazoa; Chordata; Testudines; Geoemydidae
Gene: METRN
Product: meteorin, glial cell differentiation regulator
Exons: 4
Coding region: 294-1187 (297 amino acids)
Biological process (GO): glial cell differentiation; positive regulation of axonogenesis
Molecular function (GO): hormone activity
Source: RefSeq, a predicted model, not a curated record